UCGUACGAUGGAAUUUACACACACUUCAAAAGGUAUUUCUAAAGAGAAACAAGACGAAAAAUGGCAAAACUUAUUAUUGCUUUAGCUACUGUUCUGGUUCUGAUGGUUUUUGCCAGUAAGUAAUUACACCACGGAUUCUGGCUCUCAGACCUCUACUGCUUGACUUUUUUAUUUCUAGUUAAAGGACGUCAUCAUGCUCAUGCUGGACAUUCAUCGUUAUUUCGUGGGCGUCGUGGUCCAUUACAAGAUGCAUUUCAACCACCUGUCCCCUACGACAAUUGUUGUAUCAGACGCAGCAUCCAGGCCAGAUAUUCGCAUGCUGGAGUGGAUAUUAAUUGCACGCCAGCAAGUGUCGGCGUCGUUGCGAUGGGUGACGGUGAUGUAGUUGAAGCUUGUGAUGGACAAGUCGUUGGUGGUGCUUACACAUGCGCACAAGGCGGAAAAGUGGAUAUUCAUCAACUAUAUCGAGUUAAAAAGAUAUCGAGAGUGUUAGGACAAAUUCUAUACAAAAAUAUUAUGUUAAAAUCAAAUAUUGUUAGUGAUAAACCCUUGUAUGUCUUUUAUUUUCAUUUGGCCCAUGGAAGUGUAGCUGUUCAAGGUGGUACAAGGGUUAAAAAAGGCACUCAAGUUGGUAUGAUUGGUACGACAGGACUUUCCACAGGUCUCCGUUUUUAUGUCACAGCACAAACCAACCCAGGACCAGCUGAUGGACUUUAUGAUCCAACUUCCAUUGUUGAUUUUCGAACAUUUUUGGAAAUGGACAAUUGGAAAGCUUGUUAG
Messenger RNA from Didymodactylos carnosus, 780 nucleotides. NCBI's taxonomy places the organism in Eukaryota, Metazoa, Rotifera, Eurotatoria, Philodinida, Philodinidae. The record is from the annotation of a GenBank genome assembly.